AUGAAACAACUUGGUGAAAAGGCACUUCAUGCCCUAUACAGUAUAAGAAGACAUCUCAAUCUACACAAUUUAAACCCAAAACUAGCUAUCAAAAUAUUUGAUACCAUAAUAUCACCAAUUCUUUUAUACAACUCAGAAGUGUGGGGUGCUUAUAUCAAAAAUGACUUUAACAAUUGGGAUAACUCUCAGAUUGAAAAAACACACUUGAGAUUUUGCAAACUAUACUUGGGUGUUGGGAAGAAAACAACAAAUAUUGCUUGCAGAGGUGAACUAGGAAAGUUUCCACUGAUAAUCAAUAUUUACAAGCGACUAUUCAAAUACAUUAUUCAUCUAAAUUCACUACCUGAAGAAGCACUUGCCAAACAAGCUUUUCUUAUCUCGAAAGACUUACACUCCAAACGAAUUACCUCGUUCUAUGGAAAUAUUAUGGAUAUUUUGAAAUCCUAUAACUGCAACACACAAAUAACAGAACUGGAAUCAAUCGCAAUUCAAACACUAAGCUUUAUCCAUGACAACAUAAAGCAAAAAUAUCUUAAUUUUUGGAAACACAAACUCGAAAACUCCUCCAAACUAAAGUUUUACAACACGUUCAAAACAGAAUACCAACUAGAGAAAUAUCUUUCAACAAUAAAAAAUCCAACCGAAAGGAAAGCACUCACAAAAUUUCGAGUGAGCAACCACAAAUUAAUGAUUGAGUUAGGUCGCUAUCAAAAAAUACCAAGGGAAGAACGACUGUGUGAAAUCUGCCAGUCAGGGGAAGUGGAAGAUGAAUACCAUUUUGCAAAUUGGUGUAAAGCCUACAGCAACCAAAGAGAGAAUUUUUACACCACUCUCAGAAACAAGCUAACCAUUAUCAUAGAUCAGGCACAAUUAGUAGAUAUAAUGAAAUCUACAGAGCACGAGACUAUUUUAUCUCUGUCGAAAUAUAUUUCUUCCUGUUUUACGGAAAGAAAUAGAUACCUUGAAAUUGGGAUUGCUGUCAGUUAA
Paramuricea clavata is the source of this 987-nucleotide messenger RNA. Lineage: Eukaryota; Metazoa; Cnidaria; Anthozoa; Malacalcyonacea; Plexauridae. The record is from the annotation of a GenBank genome assembly.